AUGUCCAUUUUCCAUUUGGAAUCGUUGAAUGACAAAGUGCACAGAAGAGACGACCACAGGACUGAAGCACGAGAUGUUAGCGAUAAGAUCCACAAAGUGUCAAACGUUUUGUCCUUGGAUGAGUGCGCGUUGUCAAGCCACUUUGCAGACUACCACCCUGUAGCUCAGCACAAGUUUGAAUCCGCUGCAGACAUGGAACCAGUGAUGGCCUGGAAAGCAGCUUUGGAUACAGUUCUGGAGGACAAGCGAAAUCUCCAGCACCACCCCCAAGAGGAACUCAGGCAGGCUCUGAGUAGAGCUAUUGGCUGGGGCUGCUCCAGUUCGGGUGUGGAGCAAAACUUUGCAGGUGUCCGAACAUUGACAAAAAGCAAAGGAAACAUGACCGAAGUGAACCUGAGGGAUGAAAUUUUCCUCUUGACCACACAAAAUUGGACCGAAACUCAAGACCAGGAGUUGGCAAAGGCUGCUGCGGUGAUUUGGUCUCAACUUUUUGGGACAGUGAAAGCCGCAAGUUCCAAAGACUCAGUCUUAAGAUCUGUGGCAGCGCAGCGUGGGUGGAAGAAAAGGGCCAGAGAAGGCACAUGGCAAGCUUUUCGGAGGCAACGUGCUGCUGCAGUGGCGCAGGAAGUGAAAAAAUGCGGAGAUGACCCGACACCAGGAUUUUUGGUCCACGAAAACGAGCAUUGGACACAAGAACAUGAGAAAGAAACGCAGUUUAAAAAAAAGACGUAA
Molecule: messenger RNA, 732 nt
Organism: Cladocopium goreaui
Lineage: Eukaryota; Dinophyceae; Suessiales; Symbiodiniaceae
Source: the annotation of a GenBank genome assembly